AUGAGAAACCUACCCAGUGUUUAUGACCAAGGUAUUUUUCCGUUGGAUGAUGUUAAUGGCGUUGAACAUUCUCUUAGAGAAUGCCUUCCAAAAUUCAACUUUCCUGUCUCUCAGGAGACCUCUGACGCUGUUAUAGUUGGUAAAUGGUAUUGCCCUUAUAUGUUUGUCCACGAAACAAAUUCACAUUUAAUGUUCUAUGAAAUGACACUUAAACAGAAAUGGGUUAGGCUCUUCUCUUGCAGCAACAGCGAUGAUUUUGUUACAGGAGACUCUGUUGCUGUGGAUGUAAAUGUUGAAACUGAAGUGAUUGAUGUCCUUGGGAUGGGAACUUGUCGCAGUAGGAAGGUGACUGGUGGGACAACAUGGUUUGCCGCCUUAGAUAAGGAAGGAGUAGCAGCAUCUGUGGGUUUAGAUAGAGUAAUCAUUGAGAAAAUCAUUGGAGAUCAAGAAAGCUUUGGUUGGGUCAAAGAGAAAGACAAGGUGAAGAAAGUGGCGAAAUUUGAAGGAAAAAGUGGCGACUGGAAGAAAUUUGGGUGCUAUGUGUUGGUGGAGAGGUACGUAUUGAGGGGAAGAAAUAGAAGAUUGGUGUUGACCUAUGAAUUCAGGCACACUCACAAGAUUAGUUGCAAAUGGGAAUGA
This is a messenger RNA of Dovyalis caffra, 639 nucleotides long. Lineage: Eukaryota; Viridiplantae; Streptophyta; Magnoliopsida; Malpighiales; Salicaceae. The record is from the annotation of a GenBank genome assembly.